CAGAAGCUAUUGGAGGAGGAGGAGAAGCAGAAAAAUCUCUCAUCAAGAUUAAACCAUUUAGAGAAGAUGAUACUGAAGGUCCUAUUGACUGGAUUAAUGAAUUUGAACAAGCUGCUACUGCUAAUAACUGGAGUACUACUAAAAAACUUGCUAUUACUAAAACCUACAUAUAUGAUAAUGCAGAAGAUUAG
Messenger RNA from Racocetra persica, 191 nucleotides. NCBI's taxonomy places the organism in Eukaryota, Fungi, Glomeromycota, Glomeromycetes, Diversisporales, Gigasporaceae. The record is from the annotation of a GenBank genome assembly.